This is a messenger RNA of Ostreobium quekettii, 300 nucleotides long. The record is from the annotation of a GenBank genome assembly. NCBI's taxonomy places the organism in Eukaryota, Viridiplantae, Chlorophyta, Ulvophyceae, Bryopsidales, Ostreobiaceae.
AUGUCCAUCUUGGUUCCUGCCUUGAGAUGUGGAGCCUGUGGCAGUGGGUGGCCCUUGUUUCUGGCAAUGAUGUCUGGCUCACAGGUGCAUUGUCAAUUUCUUAACUGCACUUGUCAGAAAAGGGCGCAGCACUGCUUUUGCACCUGCAAGGACGGCACGGACAUGCAUGCGUUUGUCUCAGUUCCCAGGCUGGGGGGUUUGGAGGUGCAGUGGCCUACUGAAUUCUGCAUGCCAGACUGUUUUCUUUCCAUUUCCCACCAAUGUGCACAUGGUUUGGAUGAGCAGGUUAGACGGAAUUGA